AUGGAUGCCAGUAACUUCAAAGUCAUUGUGGUGGGUGCGGGCCCGGCCGGGCUCACGGCAGCUCACUCGCUAUCCCUCGCCGGCAUUGACUAUGUUGUCUUGGAGGGCCGCGAUGAGAUGUUCGUCGACUCGGGCGCCAGUCUGGUGCUGGGGCCCCAGUCCCUGAGGGUUAUGCAGCAGUUCGGGCUCCUCUCGAGGCUCAAGGAAAUCGGCGGCGAGAUGCAGCACACCAAGUCCUACGACCUCGAUGGGAAUGUCUUCGAAAACCACCACAAUUUCCGCUUGAUGAGAGCCAACCAUGGUAUUGGGCCCCUGGCGUUCCACCGGAGCCAACUGAUUGAGACGAUAUACGACGGGCUUCCAGUGCGCGCCAAGUCACAGAUCCUGACGGGGAAAAAGGUGGUCGAUAUCGAGGCAAAUGCCGACGGUGUCAAAGUCCACUGCAGUGACGGCACCGUCCACGAAGGGUCGAUAGUCCUAGGCGCCGACGGCGUGUACAGCCGGACCCGCCGCAUCAUGCGGAAGCUCGCGUUGGCGGAGGAUCCCUCCCGGGAGUGGGAUGCUGAGGUGCCGUUCACGACGGCGUACAAGUGCAUGUGGUGCAGUUUUCCCCGUCCCGCCGGAUCGGAGCCAGGCGAGGGCUACAACACCCACCACACGGACAAGUCGUCCAUGUACAUCUCGGGCAGCGAGCGAAGCUGGAUCUUCCUCUACCAGAAGCUGCCCCAGGAGACCCGGGAGCGGACGUCGUACUCGAUCAAGGACGCCGAGGAGUUCGCCGCCACCUUUGCCGACUUCCGCAUCACCGACACGCUCAAGGUCGAGGACGCCCUGGCCAGGCGCAUGACGGCCGGCAUGGCCAACCUCGAGGAGGGCAUCCUGCAGCACUGGAGCUGGGGCCGGAUCGUGCUGGUGGGCGACGCCUGCCACAAGUACACGCCCAACGCCGGGCUGGGCUUCAACAACGGCGUGCAGGACGUCGUGGCGCUGUGCAACCGGCUGCAGGCGGCGCGGGCGGCGUGUGGCGGCAAGCCCCUGGACGCGGCCGCCCUGUCCGGCCUCUUCGCCGAGUACCAGCGGGAGCGGUACGAGCGCGCCGAGGAGGACCGCUACAAGUCGGCGCACAUCACGCGCAUCCACGCGUGGUCCGACCGGCUGCACUGGAUCAUCGCCCGCUUCAUCCUGCCCUUCCAGUUCGUCCAGCGCCUCCUGACCAACUACCUGGCCCGCAAGACGAUCAGCACGGCGCUGCUGCUCAACUACGUGUCUGCGGAGGAGCCGUUCGUCGGCCUGGUUCCGUGGCUGCACAAGAUGCCUGGUUUCGUUUCCCAGGAAUAG
This is a messenger RNA of Neoarthrinium moseri, 1338 nucleotides long. RefSeq lists its product as uncharacterized. Gene Ontology annotation, molecular function: FAD binding. The coding region runs from base 1 to 1338 and encodes 445 amino acids. The transcript is spliced from 2 exons. The record is from RefSeq and is a predicted model, not a curated record. NCBI's taxonomy places the organism in Eukaryota, Fungi, Ascomycota, Sordariomycetes, Amphisphaeriales, Apiosporaceae.